AUGUUGCACAAGCGACUCAUAUCACCUAUUUGGCACUUGCCGACUGAAGUCUUAUCCCAUAUUUUCGUUCACUGUCUCCCAGAAGACAAGUACUUGUCGCCUGCAUCGAAGCUGGCCCCCGUUCUGUUGACCAGAAUAUGUCGACGAUGGAGGGAGAUUGCUGUGGGUACGCCUAGUUUGUGGGACAGGCUAGGUGUGCCAUACGACCUCAGAAGAAAGCGGGAACUUCCCUUUUGCCUUGACAUAUGGCUCAAGCGCUCACGAGGACGUCUGCUCUCAUUGGCGCUCACCUGUUGCUUUAGCUCGAUCACGAUCGAGCUACGACGCCUCCUCCAACCUUACAUACAUCGAAUCUCAUCAUUCUCUAUCUGUUGUCGCGUGAUUUCUGACAAAUUUGACCCCUUAUUGGAAGGCCUCACCGCACUCCAGGAGCUAAUAGUCAAUAGGCCGCUUACUGAACAAUGUUUCUCACUACUGCCACCCACUCUGCGCAGUUUCAGGGUCACAUCACCAUAUUCUGAGCUCGAGUUCUUUCCUUCGUGUGAGCCCGUAUGGGCUAACCUGACAAAUGUCGAGAUCCCUAUACAUCGCCCGGAUACGAUCCUCCGCUUGCUGCAGCUAUGUCCCAACCUCUGCUCCUUAACGAUCCGCCCAAGAUUCGAUAGAACUGAAAUCUUUCAACCACUCGUGCAUAUCCGAAUUCAAUCCCUGCACAUCAUCGUCGACAUCAUUCAACACCCACAUCAUCUACUCAGCGAUAUUGAAUACUCAACCCCAAACCCUUUACCUGGCCUUCUCAAUGCUCUCUCACUCCCGAGUUUACGCAGAAUUGAAAUUCACGGUGUGCCAUGGCCUCAUCAGGAGUUCAAGUCAUUCCUGACACGAUCAAAUUGUCCCCUGGAGACGGUGAUUUUGGGCACUGAAGCGAUGAUGAGACGCAAGCAGCGAGCGGAGUGCAUUGCUCUUAUUCCUUCUCUUGAAGUUCAAGUUGUAGUAUCACAAUCUGAAGAGUCUUGA
This is a messenger RNA of Suillus plorans, 1017 nucleotides long. RefSeq lists its product as uncharacterized. NCBI's taxonomy places the organism in Eukaryota, Fungi, Basidiomycota, Agaricomycetes, Boletales, Suillaceae. The transcript has a single exon. The record is from RefSeq and is a predicted model, not a curated record. The coding region runs from base 1 to 1017 and encodes 338 amino acids. Gene Ontology annotation, molecular function: protein binding.